Messenger RNA from Mauremys reevesii (Reeves's turtle), 738 nucleotides. RefSeq names its product olfactory receptor 14A16-like. Gene Ontology annotation, molecular function: G protein-coupled receptor activity; olfactory receptor activity. Gene Ontology annotation, cellular component: membrane. Lineage: Eukaryota; Metazoa; Chordata; Testudines; Geoemydidae. The record is from RefSeq and is a predicted model, not a curated record. The transcript is spliced from 2 exons. Gene Ontology annotation, biological process: G protein-coupled receptor signaling pathway. The annotation marks the transcript as partial.
GACCUCGGAUCCAUCUCUGUCACCAUCCCCAAAUCCAUGGCCAACUCCCUCAUGAACACAAGAUUGAUUUCUUACUGUGGAUGUGUUGCCCAAGUCUUUCUUGUCUUCUUCUUCACUUCAGCAGAUUUUGCCAUACUGACCAUCAUGGCGUAUGACCGAUAUGUCGCCAUCUGCCAACCACUGUGCUAUGAGACAGUGAUGAACAGGAGAGCUUGUAUCCAAAUGGCAGCCAGUGCCUGGAUCAGUGUUAUUCUCUACUCUGCAGUGCACACUGGAAACACAUUUGCAAUAUCUUUCUGUGGAGGCAACAUGGUGGAUCAGUUCUUCUGUGAAGUCCCCCAGCUUCUCAAGCUUGCUUGCUCUAACUCAGACCUCAGUGAAGUUGGGUUUCUCAUCUUUAGUGUGUGCUUAGCCUCAAGCUGCUUUCUUUUCAUAAUUGUGUCAUAUGUUCAGAUCUUCACCACAGUGUUGAGAAUCCCCUCUGAGCAGGGCCAGCAUAAAGCCUUCUCCACCUGCCUCCCUCACCUCAUUGUGGUCUCCUUGUUUAUUUGCACUGGGACCUUUGCCUACUUGAAACCCAACUCCAGCUCAACCUCAGGUCUGGAUCUCAUGGUGGCUGUUCUCUAUUCUGUGUUGCCACCAAUGACGAAUCUGAUCAUCUACAGCAUGAGAAAGAAAGAGCUCAAAGGUGCACUGAGUAAACUGUUCAUCCUAAAAUACUUGGUGUUUGAACUUUGA